AUGGCCGAGAAGCAGAAGCACGAUGGGCGGGUGAAGAUCGGCCACUACGUGCUGGGGGACACGCUGGGGGUCGGCACCUUCGGCAAAGUCAAGAUUGGUGAGCACCAGCUGACAGGGCACAAAGUGGCAGUGAAAAUACUGAACAGGCAGAAAAUCCGCAGCCUGGAUGUGGUGGGGAAGAUCAAACGAGAAAUCCAAAACCUGAAACUCUUCCGGCACCCUCACAUUAUCAAGCUGUACCAGGUCAUCAGCACACCAACAGACUUCUUCAUGGUCAUGGAAUACGUGUCCGGGGGGGAAUUGUUUGAUUACAUCUGUAAGCACGGACGUGUCGAGGAGGCAGAAGCUCGACGCCUUUUCCAGCAGAUCCUGUCUGCAGUGGAUUACUGCCACAGGCACAUGGUGGUGCACAGGGACCUGAAGCCAGAGAACGUGCUGCUGGAUGCACACAUGAAUGCAAAGAUAGCUGAUUUUGGACUGUCCAACAUGAUGUCAGAUGGUGAAUUUCUACGUACCAGCUGUGGUUCCCCAAAUUAUGCAGCCCCUGAAGUCAUCUCUGGGAGGCUCUAUGCUGGCCCAGAGGUGGACAUCUGGAGCUGUGGUGUCAUCCUCUAUGCCCUCCUGUGUGGCACUCUGCCUUUUGAUGACGAGCACGUCCCCACCCUGUUCAAGAAGAUCCGUGGGGGAGUGUUUUACAUCCCUGAAUACCUCAACCGCUCCGUGGCCACACUCCUCAUGCACAUGCUGCAGGUGGACCCCCUCAAGAGAGCCACCAUCAAGGACAUCAGGGAACACGAGUGGUUCAAGGAGGAGCUGCCCAGCUACCUGUUCCCAGAGGACCCUUCCUACGACGCCACGGUCAUCGACGACGAGGCGGUGCGCGAGGUGUGCGAGAAGUUCGAGUGCACCGAGUCGGAGGUGAUGAACAGCCUGUACAGCGGCGACCCCCAGGACCAGCUGGCCGUGGCCUACCACCUGGUCAUCGACAACCGCCGCAUCAUGAACCAGGCCAGCGAGUUCUACCUGGCCUCCAGCCCCCCCACGGGCUCCUUCAUGGACGACAGCGCCCUGCACAUCCCGCCGGGCGUGAAGCCGCACCCCGAGCGGAUGCCGCCGCUCAUUGCCGACAGCCCCAAGGCCCGCUGCCCCCUGGACGCCCUCAACACCACCAAGCCAAAGCCCCUGACUGUCAAAAAGGCCAAGUGGCACCUGGGCAUCCGCAGCCAGAGCAAGCCCUACGACAUUAUGGCCGAGGUGUACCGGGCUAUGAAGCAGCUGGACUUCGAGUGGAAGGUGGUGAACGCCUACCACCUGCGGGUGCGCCGCAAGAACCCCGUCACCGGCAACUACGUGAAGAUGAGCCUGCAGCUCUACCAGGUGGACAACCGCAGCUAUCUGCUGGACUUCAAAAGCAUUGAUGACGAGGUGAUGGAGCAGAGGUCUGGCUCCUCCACGCCCCAGCGCUCCUGCUCGGCCGCGGGCUUGCACCGGCCUCGCCUGAGCAUCGACGCGGCCGCGGCCACCGAGUGCCAGUCUCUGAUGGGCUCCCUGAGCGGCUCCUUCGUGGGCAGCAUCCCCUCGGUGCCCCCCCGCCUGGGCAGCCACACCAUGGACUUCUUCGAGAUGUGUGCCAGCCUCAUCAUGGCCCUGGCCCGCUGA
Molecule: messenger RNA, 1659 nt
Organism: Agelaius phoeniceus (red-winged blackbird)
Lineage: Eukaryota; Metazoa; Chordata; Aves; Passeriformes; Icteridae
Gene: PRKAA2
Product: protein kinase AMP-activated catalytic subunit alpha 2
Biological process (GO): protein phosphorylation; intracellular signal transduction
Cellular component (GO): cytoplasm
Molecular function (GO): ATP binding; AMP-activated protein kinase activity
Source: RefSeq, a predicted model, not a curated record